This is a messenger RNA of Dendronephthya gigantea, 1177 nucleotides long. RefSeq names its product antigen WC1.1-like. The record is from RefSeq and is a predicted model, not a curated record. Gene Ontology annotation, molecular function: protein binding. Bases 89 to 1177 code for a protein of 362 amino acids. The transcript has 12 exons. Lineage: Eukaryota; Metazoa; Cnidaria; Anthozoa; Malacalcyonacea; Nephtheidae. Gene Ontology annotation, cellular component: membrane.
AAUCUGAACACAGAGGUCUGAACCAGUUGCCGUUGGAAAAAAGAAAUUCAAAAGUGAAUCUAGUUGUAGCAUGAUUUAGUUGUGCAAAAUGCGACUUACUAUUCUGUUUUUGUUGAUAAUGUUCUCCGUGUCUCGUAUAGGGGCAUGGCAUCAAUGGUAUCCACAAAACUCCUCGUUCAUUCAAGGAACUCCCAUUGCAUCAUCAAUAUCUAUCUGUCGGCAUUGGCAGUUCAGAUGUGAUAAUGGUUACCAAUGUGUUGAUCGAUAUUAUCUUUGUAAUGGUCGGAGAGAAUGCUCUGAUGGAAGUGAUGAAUGGUCGUGGAACUGUGUGAGCGAAACCAGUACACUAAUUCAACCCUCGUCAACAGCAUCACAAACUGUUUGUCGGUAUUGGCAGUUCAGAUGUAAUAAUGGUUACCAAUGUAUUGAUCGAUAUUAUCUUUGUAAUGGUCGGAGAGAAUGCUCUGAUGGAAGUGAUGAAUGGUCGUGGAACUGUGUGACCCAAACCAGUACACUAAUUCAACCCUCGUCAACAGUGAGAGAAAACAGCACGCUAAUUCAACCCUCGUCAACAGCAUCACAAACUAUAUGUCGGUAUUGGGAGUUCAGAUGUAAUAAUGGUUACCAAUGUAUUCAUCGAUAUUAUCUUUGUAAUGGUUGGAGAGAAUGCUCUGAUGGUAGCGAUGAAUGGUCGUGGAACUGUGGACCAUCAAGCUCUAUAAAUCCAACUCCGACUUCAAGCAUUGAAGCUAAAUCGAGUGCAUAUGGUUCCUUUAAAGACAUUCGAAUUGUAGGUUCAAUCAAUGAUGGACGAGUGGAGGUUUAUUAUAACGGCAGAUGGGGAACAGUUUGUGAUGAUAGUUGGGACAUGAACGAUGCUCGUGUUGUCUGCAGACAGCUUGGUUUUCAAGAUGCAGAAGCUGCUUAUCAGGGUGGAAAUGUUCGCGAUGGAACUGGACAGAUUUGGCUUGAUCAAGUUAAUUGUAGAGGUUCUGAGUCAUCGCUAUUUUUAUGCAGACAUCCAGGAUGGGGGAUUCACGACUGUAGCCACAGUGAAGACGCUGGUGUUCGAUGUAAAGUCAAUGGAGGACCAUCAAGCUCUAUAGACCCAACUCCGACUUCAAGCAUAAUUGAAGCUAAAUCGAGUGCAUAUGGUUCCUUUAAAGGUAAAAACUAA